Metschnikowia bicuspidata var. bicuspidata NRRL YB-4993 is the source of this 977-nucleotide messenger RNA. Its product is annotated as GATA-type transcription factor. The record is from RefSeq and is a predicted model, not a curated record. The transcript has a single exon. Gene Ontology annotation, molecular function: zinc ion binding; sequence-specific DNA binding. Bases 178 to 930 code for a protein of 250 amino acids. Gene Ontology annotation, biological process: regulation of DNA-templated transcription. Lineage: Eukaryota; Fungi; Ascomycota; Pichiomycetes; Serinales; Metschnikowiaceae.
UGCCUAGCUCGAUAUUGAACAUAAGCCCCCGUUUCCGAUCUCUAGUUCUCGUACCAUGUCUGCAAACAAAGAGCAAAAUCUGAAUUGUUCUUGCUUCACUUUGCUUCCACACAAAAAGAGAUCAGACAGCUGGUUCUGUGAAGUCCUAGACACCGCCUUUCGUUUCCUGUGCUCAAGAUGUACGACUCUUCGUGGGAGAAAGUGAGUCGCUCUUCCCAUCCAAAUUUGUGGAGCCCUCCCAUCGUCACUCCCAUAGGCCGAGGCGCCAUGUCCGAAACAGAGACCGAUCUGUCCAGCCAGUUCCCCAUGCUGAGCCCCGCCGACACCCAGCGCAGAGAACGGCUCCCGUCCGUUGACGAAAUCCUAUUCAAGAUCAGGCAUCAGGAAACAUCCUGCCCACCUUAUUCCCAGGAAUACCAUCUUGUGCCACCCACUUUCCCUCAGGCCUAUCAAAACCAACAACAGCCAAGCAUAGCCCACUGGCAGCAACCAUCGCUACGUACGUCGCAGUACCAGUUCGACCAGCGGGCCGGGUCCAGCCACGCGUGGAAAGACGAAGGUGCCAUGAACCCGGGCGGCCCCUUUGCAGCAGCCACGCUCCAAGUAGCAUCGGGACCCUUCGUCCCCUCCCUGCCGCUACAUACAGCCCAGGGCACGCCGGCCAAGAAAAGGGGCCGCAAGAAGAAGUCCGACACAAUAUGCUCCCACUGCCAGCUGACACAGACGCCCGAGUGGAGGCGGGGCCCCGACGGCUCGCGCACGCUAUGCAACGCGUGUGGCUUGUUCUAUCUGAAACUCACAAAGAAGUUUGGGAUCCAGGAUGCCAACAUGGUUUUCGCGUACAAGAAACGCCACAACGAGGUCCAGGACAGGGUCGUGCCGAGCGUGCAGCAGAAAAACCGCUACUUGAGCGAGUCGCUGGCAGACUGACGGGCCGCGGCCAUACUCCGGGCAGGAGGAAUCAUCUUUAGUUCUUG